AUGGAUUCAAUCGUCUCUAAAGUGCGCGUUGAGCUCGUUGACCUUGCUGCAACUUAUGCAGCUGACAAGCACGAAAAUGUUACGAUUAGUCUGAUUUCUGACUUCCAGCGAGCCUUAUUCACUAUCCUCGACGAGGGUAUCCGAAUUAAGGACCUUGAACAGUCCAAGGAGCUUAGAGACGAAAUGAUCUACCUGUUCGAGGAUGAAUAUCCAACAGAACCUGCAUGGCCGUAUCUCAACCAAUUGAAGAAGCAGGAUAGGUGUUUUGCUGAGUUAGGCUGUAGAUUUAAGCACGGAGCAGCGCUCUAUAAGUCUUCUUCUUGCCAGGAACACUUUGUGUGCGAGAAUCACAAGUCAAGUCCUUGUAUUGCAAAACACGGGAAAGUAGCAGGUCAGAAACACCAGGACGACAAUGAUACGAAAAAUAUGAGAAAGACAGCUCUAGAUAUAGCAAGUGCGAGCACAGAGCACUUAAUUGGAGGAGAGCCAGGCAAUAUAAUGCUUGGAAAUAAGAAGUCAGACGAAACGAAUACAGAGAGAAGGCUUCUAGGUACUGGAGGCCUAGAUAACGAGAAACCACCCAAGCCUGUAGUGAAAGACUCCGUAAGCAUGGCAAAGCCCUCUGAAGAUUUUUAUUAUUCUUGGGCAAAUGACUUCCACUAUAAUACAGACAGUUCGUCCAGCGAUGGGAGCGAACUGGACGAUGAUGUUGUGAACGGAGAAGAGAAGAAUUGGGAGAACGCAGAUAUUGGAAGAUAG
Bipolaris oryzae ATCC 44560 is the source of this 759-nucleotide messenger RNA. RefSeq lists its product as uncharacterized. The coding region runs from base 1 to 759 and encodes 252 amino acids. The record is from RefSeq and is a predicted model, not a curated record. NCBI's taxonomy places the organism in Eukaryota, Fungi, Ascomycota, Dothideomycetes, Pleosporales, Pleosporaceae. The transcript has a single exon.